AUGGUGCCCUCCCCGAAGGUCCACGAUUGCAAGUUGCACAAAGAAUCGACCCGGUCGCAGUCUGAUGAGCUGCUGAGCGUCCUGCUGGCGGCGAGAGGCGUGCGGGCCCGCUCCGUCCACCAACAGCUCCCCGCCUUGUAUCUGCCCACCAUCUACCGCCUGCUGGCUGCUCUGAUGCAGUGCCUGAGCCUGGCCAGCCUCUGCAUAGCCGUUACCCUGGUCAAGUGGGUGGCCGUGGUUCAAUCCCCGUACACCAAGCAGCCGAAACGGUGGGUAAUGUACAAUUUCGGGGUGCCCGACGUGCUGGAAGUGGUCGAUGCACAGCAAAGCAACGGCACAGACAUUCGUAAGAGGACCUUCUCCCCAAACAGCCCCUGCUCCUGCGCCGUUUCAGGGUGGGUGGGGAUUCUGCACGAAGGGGGCCCAAAUCUAGUCCACUCCCCCUCGAACGUUCAUUUCUUUCCCGACAGUGAUUGCGUGCUGUGGCUUAUCGGCAUUUGUUUCGUGGGCAUGUCCUUGGGCUUCGUGGCUUUCCUCCUGGAUUUCAUAGAAAUUGAAAUCCUAGGCAAGCAUAGAAUGGCCGUUGCCACCUCCCUGCACAUUUUGUCAGGCAUCUUCCUUGUAAUCCUCCUUGGAAUCUGUUUCUGGUGUUUCGUGAAGGUUAACGAACGGAUCUACAGGGAUGAUCUGAAGAAAGCCGAGUUGCUCAGUUUCCUAGGAGAGAGUUUUUAUAUCGUCCUGCUGUCCCUUUUUUUCGUGAGCUUAGCUAGCACACUAAGCUUUCUGUCGAUGAAGCUGAACAGACAAGGAUCGCGUCAGCUCAGCUGA
Molecule: messenger RNA, 828 nt
Organism: Zootoca vivipara (common lizard)
Lineage: Eukaryota; Metazoa; Chordata; Lepidosauria; Squamata; Lacertidae
Source: RefSeq, a predicted model, not a curated record